AUUACGGAAGGGUAAAUUAGGAUAAUUGCCGUGGAAUUCACUUAUACACGGAUUUCAUGACCCAUUGACGAGUGUUAAAGCCAUAUUGUUUCCACACUUUUCGAUCUUAGAGAUGGUCAACAAACAGAAUAUCUUGGGCCACUACUGAUGUGUAUAAUACCUAUAGUUUAUACUCGCAGGGGACGUAGUUCCCUUCUAAUAAUUUUAUAAUCUCCACCGUCAUUCCAGCCUUUUCCAGCUCCUUCAAUCAACUUUGUCAAGUUUUGCUCUGGGUACACUUGCCUCCUGCUUGCCUUAGUGUCAGAUUCCAAGGAACUCACUGGUUUGUCUCGACGAUGUGGACGAAGAGGAAACAUCCAUGGUUACCGGGGAAAAAAAGCUCGGUCAUCCAAUGUUAGAAACCUGGUGCUGUUCGGGCAUUACCUCUUUCAUCAGUUUUCACAUGAAACAACAAAAAAUUUGCCGUUUCCUUCCUUCCAUUUAAAAAUAAAAUGGGAAGUACUAACUCGCCCAUGCUUAUUGCAUAAGUACCUGUUUACGAAUGAAUAGCAGCCAAAUUAUACUAGGCCGUCCCGACAUUUGGAGCGCCACCAAGCAGCCGGAGUCGCAUGCAUGAUACCACCAUUUCUGAUUUCUAAAUGCAAGGUCUCAAGAAUCACAGCUAGCAGAUGGAUCUGUCGCCAAUUUGCCAUGGUUGACCUCUCGACACCUACCCACAACAAAACAAGCCGGUACUAGAUUUCGACGAACGCGUGGCGUCGGCGUGCCAUGGGUUCCGUCAGAGCUGUCCAAGGAGAGCGAGAUCCCUCGCAGGAGGCAGAGAAACGCCGGCCGUCCGGCCUGGGGACCGUCACUGUCGUCUUCUUGCUCGCGUUGCCGCUGCUCCUCCUGUUCUUCCUCUUCGGCGACCGAGCUGUCGCCUCCAUCGCCGCCGAUUACCCGGUCUGGCAGCGCUUCAAAGUACAAAGCUCCGGCAAUGCGUCGUCGUCAAGGAGAGCGGAGCGCUGCGCCCACGACCGGCUCCUCGGCGGCCUCCUCUCGCCGGACUUCGACGCAGCGACGUGCCUCAGCAGGUACGAGGCGUCCAGGCGCUGGAAGCCGUCGCCGUUCCCGGUCUCCCCUUACCUCGUCCGGAAGCUGCGGCAGUACGAGGCGAACCACCGGCGGUGCGGCCCGGGCACCGCGAACUACCGCGACGCCAUGGCGCAGCUCAUGUCCGGCCGCAACGCCGACCGCGCCGAGUGCAAGUACGUGGUGUGGCUCCCCCUCCAGGGCCUCGGCAACCGGAUGCUCAGCGUCGUCUCCACCUUCCUCUACGCGCUGCUCGCCGGCCGCGUCCUCCUCGUCCACGAGCCCCCCGAGAUGGAGGGGCUCUUCUGCGAGCCGUUCCCGGGCACCUCGUGGGUCCUGCCGCCGGAGUUCCCCUACACGGACGGCUUCUCGGCCGACUCGAAGGAGAGCUACGUGAACAUGCUUGAGAACAACAUCGUCCGCUACGACGGCAGCGGCGAUGCCGGCGCUCUGCCGGCGUACGUCUACUUCCACCUGGAGCAAAUCUCACUCCGGCUCCAGAACCACACGUUCUGCGAGGAGGACCACCGCGUGCUCGGCAGGUUCAACUGGAUGGUGCUCCGGUCGGACAGCUACUUCGCCGUGGCGCUGUUCCUCAUGCCGGUGUACCGCGGCGAGCUGGACCGGAUGUUCCCGGCGAAGGCGUCGGUGUUCCACCACCUCGGCAGGUACCUCCUCCACCCCGGGAACCGAGCGUGGGGGAUCGUGGAGAGGUUCUACGACGGGUACCUCGCCGGCGCCGACGAGCGUCUCGGCAUACAGGUCCGCGUCGCGCCGUUCCUCCCGAUCACUUUUGAGGUCAUGUACGAGCAGAUCGCCCGGUGCGCUCGGGAGCAUGACCUUCUGCCACAAGUGACGGGCGAUCCGGGUGCCCGGCCGGCGAGCGGCGCGGCGAAGGUGAAGGCCGUGCUGGUGGUCUCCCUGAAGCCGGAGUACUACGACAAGCUGCACAGCGUGUACUACACGAACGCGACGGCGACCGGCGAGGUGGUGACGGUGUUCCAGCCGAGCCACGACCAAGACCAGCACACGGAGGCGCUGGCGCACAACGAGCGCGCCCUGGCCGAGAUCUUCCUGCUCAGCUACUCCGACAGGCUGGUGACCACGGGGUUCUCGACCUUCGGGUACGCCGCGCACUCCCUGGCUGGGCUCCGGCCGUGGCUGCUGCUGCUGCCGGACCGGGCCACGAUGAGGGCCGAAGUUGCUUGCGUGAGGUCGGCCUCGGUGGAGCCGUGCCUGCACUCGCCGCCGUCGCUCGUCUGCCGGGCAGAGCAGGAUCUUGAUCCGGUGGCGCAUGUUCCAUUCUUGCGCCCCUGCGAAGAUGUGUACUUUGGUCUCAAGCUGAUUUAGUGACUCCCUGAGUUGGAAAUGGUGUCUAUAGAGUGUUAAACAAGAACACCUGUUAAAAAGUGAAACAAAUCCGCAG
Messenger RNA from Panicum hallii, 2497 nucleotides. RefSeq names its product galactoside 2-alpha-L-fucosyltransferase-like. The record is from RefSeq and is a predicted model, not a curated record. Lineage: Eukaryota; Viridiplantae; Streptophyta; Magnoliopsida; Poales; Poaceae. Gene Ontology annotation, molecular function: galactoside 2-alpha-L-fucosyltransferase activity. The transcript has 2 exons. Gene Ontology annotation, cellular component: membrane; Golgi apparatus. Bases 769 to 2421 code for a protein of 550 amino acids. Gene Ontology annotation, biological process: cell wall biogenesis; xyloglucan biosynthetic process.